Arabidopsis thaliana (thale cress) is the source of this 2648-nucleotide messenger RNA. RefSeq names its product cyclic nucleotide-gated channels (gene CNGC11). Lineage: Eukaryota; Viridiplantae; Streptophyta; Magnoliopsida; Brassicales; Brassicaceae. The transcript is spliced from 7 exons. Gene Ontology annotation, cellular component: plasma membrane; membrane. The record is from RefSeq and is marked reviewed. Gene Ontology annotation, biological process: transmembrane transport; monoatomic ion transport; calcium ion transmembrane transport. The coding region runs from base 1008 to 2339 and encodes 443 amino acids. Gene Ontology annotation, molecular function: monoatomic ion channel activity.
AUGAUUUAAGUAUAUAUUUGAAGAUGGUACGAAAUGGGCAUGUUGUGAAAAGAAGACAGGUAGAGAAAUUGGAUUUUGUGAAUAUUAUUGUAAGUUGUAGGGCAAAGAGAGUGAGACUGCAGAGCCCCCACCGUAGACGACUUUACUGUCUCUUCAAGUCCAUUUAGCUUACCACUCUGCAUCCACAUACAUGAGUCUGUGUUAAAGCUGGAGAACAUCGAUUUGCCCACCAUUUCUCACUGCCAAAGCCAUACCCAUAUUUAUUCUCUCUCGGUCUCUCUUCUCGGUCUCUCUUCUCAGUCUCUCACUCCCACAGCCUUUAGUUCGAGAAGACCGAAGGGGACUUCAUUUUCUUGUACGGGAAUUAAAAUAUUGAAGAUUGACAGAUAAAAACAUGAAUCUUCAGAGGAGAAAAUUUGUUAGGCUUGAUAGUACGGGAGUUGAUGGAAAAUUGAAAAGUGUUAGAGGACGCUUGAAGAAGGUUUACGGGAAGAUGAAAACACUCGAAAACUGGAGGAAGACCGUCUUGUUAGCUUGCGUGGUUGCUUUGGCUAUUGAUCCUUUGUUUCUGUUUAUCCCUUUGAUUGAUUCUCAGAGAUUUUGCUUCACUUUCGACAAGACACUUGUAGCAGUAGUUUGUGUCAUUCGUACUUUUAUUGACACGUUCUAUGUGAUUCACAUCAUUUAUUAUCUUAUAACCGAGACCAUUGCUCCUCGUUCUCAAGCAUCUUUGAGAGGCGAGAUUGUCGUGCAUUCUAAGGCUACACUGAAAACACGUCUCCUCUUUCACUUCAUUGUUGACAUUAUCUCUGUUCUCCCCAUUCCUCAGGUAUUGUUCCCUUCGUUUGUGUGUGCAUGACAUCUACUUUUCCAUGCUUUUUAUUAGAGAUGUACAUGCGUAAUUAUAGGUGGUGGUUCUCACUCUCAUACCACUGUCUGCGUCGCUGGUGUCAGAGAGAAUACUGAAAUGGAUUAUACUUAGUCAAUAUGUACCAAGAAUCAUUCGUAUGUAUCCGCUUUAUAAAGAAGUGACAAGAGCCUUUGGUACGGUAGCAGAAUCAAAGCGGGUCGGAGCUGCUUUAAACUUCUUCCUUUACAUGCUGCACAGUUAUGUGUGUGGGGCUUUUUGGUAUUUGAGUUCAAUAGAAAGGAAAAGCACAUGUUGGCGUGCCGCGUGUGCUAGGACAUCCGACUGCAAUCUCACGGUCACGGAUCUGCUUUGUAAACGAGCUGGUAGUGACAACAUUCGUUUUCUCAACACCUCAUGCCCAUUAAUCGACCCUGCCCAAAUCACAAACUCCACAGACUUCGACUUUGGUAUGUAUAUUGAUGCGUUGAAGUCAGGGGUCCUAGAGGUGAAACCAAAGGAUUUUCCCAGGAAAUUCGUCUAUUGCUUUUGGUGGGGUCUCCGUAAUAUUAGUGCUUUGGGCCAAAACCUGGAGACAAGCAACUCUGCAGGGGAGAUUUUCUUUGCUAUCAUCAUAUGUGUCUCUGGUUUACUCUUGUUUGCUGUGCUCAUUGGAAACGUUCAGAAGUACUUGCAAUCAUCUACGACUAGAGUAGAUGAAAUGGAAGAGAAAAAGAGAGACACAGAAAAAUGGAUGUCCUAUCGGGAGAUACCAGAGUAUUUGAAGGAACGCAUUAGGAGAUUUGAAGAUUACAAAUGGAGAAGAACCAAAGGCACCGAAGAGGAAGCUCUUCUUCGUAGUCUUCCAAAAGACCUCAGACUCGAAACCAAACGCUAUCUUUUUCUCAAGUUGCUCAAAAAGGUGCCUUUGCUCCAAGCUAUGGAUGAUCAGUUACUAGAUGCUCUAUGUGCUCGUCUCAAAACGGUUCAUUAUACAGAGAAGAGUUACAUUGUGCGUGAAGGUGAACCAGUGGAGGAUAUGUUGUUUAUAAUGAGAGGAAAUUUAAUCAGCACCACUACUUAUGGUGGCAGAACUGGUUUCUUCAAUUCUGUUGACUUAAUUGCUGGUGAUUCCUGUGGAGAUCUUCUCACUUGGGCAUUAUAUUCUCUUAGUUCCCAGUUCCCUAUCUCUAGUAGAACCGUUCAAGCGUUGACAGAAGUCGAAGGCUUUGUUAUCUCAGCUGAUGAUCUCAAGUUUGUCGCUACUCAGUAUCGUCGCCUCCAUAGCAAGCAACUCCAACACAUGUUCAGGUUUUAUUCAUUGCAAUGGCAGACAUGGGCAGCAUGUUUUAUACAAGCAGCAUGGAAGAGACAUUGUAGAAGGAAGCUCUCAAAGGCUUUACGUGAAGAAGAAGGCAAACUACAUAACACUCUUCAGAACGAUGAUUCAGGAGGCAAUAAACUUAACUUAGGUGCUGCGAUUUAUGCGUAGAGGUUUGCUUCUCAUGCUCUGAGGAAUCUAAGAGCAAAUGCAGCAGCCCGAAAUUCUAGAUUCCCACACAUGUUAAUUUUGUUGCCUCAGAAACCAGCCGAUCCUUAGUUUCCUAUGGAUGAAACCUAGUUUUGUAUAGUUGUUGACUCUAUCUCUCUGUAAUGUGAUCGCUAGUGAUUUCUUGCAAAUAACUUUUGUGUAAACCAGUAAAGAUAUUUUUAUGUGAAAUAAUAAUCAAUAGGAAAAUUUCUUAUAGAGUUUAGUAAAAAAACAAUUUUAAUGGAGACGUUUUAGCGAAUACUCACCACC